Messenger RNA from Ostreococcus lucimarinus CCE9901, 159 nucleotides. RefSeq lists its product with no specific name. Gene Ontology annotation, biological process: protein targeting to membrane; peptidyl-L-cysteine S-palmitoylation. Gene Ontology annotation, cellular component: endoplasmic reticulum; Golgi apparatus. The transcript has a single exon. Lineage: Eukaryota; Viridiplantae; Chlorophyta; Mamiellophyceae; Mamiellales; Bathycoccaceae. The annotation marks the transcript as partial. The record is from RefSeq and is a predicted model, not a curated record. Gene Ontology annotation, molecular function: protein-cysteine S-palmitoyltransferase activity.
GACGACGCGGCGCUGUAUUGCGGGCGCUGCGACGCGAGCGUCGGGCGACGCGCGAAGCACUGCCGGGACUGCGAUAAGUGCGUGGACGAUUUCGAUCAUCACUGCAAGUGGUUGAAUAAUUGCGUCGGUGGACGGAAUUACGGGGCGUUCUUGGCGCUG